CAACGAGAUACGGCAAGCUUUUGAUGUUGAUGGGAGACAUCAACUAUAGAUCAUUCAGCAGAAACUAACGCUUCGAAUGGAGAAGCCAAAAGCAAGCAUUGAAGGCCCCCUCUUGAGGUUCAUCACCCUUGACGGUGACCCGUCUCGUGCAGCUAACGACGAUGCGAUCCGGAAGCUUGUCAAGUCCAAUGCAUACCGAUCUCGGAAAGCACUGGCAGGAAUUCAAGCGACUCCCAAUCAAACAGAUUCGUCUUCUGUACCUACAUUAAACAGUGGCUUGGUGGCUGGGAAGUCACGAUUCGCUCUUUCGUCUCGGAAACCACUGAAAAGAGUCCGUCGCCAAGCUGCUUCAUAUUCUGGAUGCAAGUCCAACGACGAAUAUCUGGAGUUUAAUACUACAAGUGUGGUUCCUGAGACGACUGUAAAUUCCGUCGCCAACUUCAAUGUUCCUGAUGACGCCUAUCACGCCUCUCAUAGAUAUUCCAGGAGUAUGCGGUGCCAACCCCAGUAUUCCCCUGCUUCCUCACCCGUGAUAACAAAGUUGAAGAUCCAGACUACGGCCCAGCACUUUAUCGGUCAAGCUGUAGAUAUGCAGCACCUGUUCUACGACCUCGUGGGUCUUGCCGGAAAUGACGACGUUAUUUUCCACGCGAGCUCAUCUAUUACCUCUGUGUAUUAUGAUACUGGAGCGAAGGACCUCUUUCAUUGCCAACAAACCUUGAGCCUUGUGUCCCGACGAUUGAGCAACUGUACUCUACGGUCGACUGAUGAAACUAUUGCGGCAGUUGGGCUUCUUGUGGUCCACAAUAUCCUAGCAGGAACGAGUAAGCAUUCCACUUUGCAUAUGAACGGGCUCCAGCAAAUAGUUCACGCUCGUGGCGGGUUGGAUAAGCUCCCACCCCGACUGAGAAGGACACUGAGCAUGAUAGAUCUAUUUCACGCCACCACUUGGGGCUGCUCACCUCGAUUUCCACUCGUACGGCCACAUGUGGAUUUCUCCAUCACCCUCGAAGCGUUUCCAUCGUUAUCCCAAAAUGACUUCUGCUUCCUCAAGGCAUACAAUAAUUCAUAUUCAAAGUGGUCAAUGCACGGAAUGCUUCACGUUCUGAGGAUUCUUACAGCAGUGAGAUUCUCGGAUCCUUAUGGAGUUGUCAAUCAACUGGCACUCAGCGACGCCAUUUACCUGCUGGAGUAUCAACUGCUUUCACCUCAGCCAUGCCUCGAACCCGAAUUGCUCAAUUCUACCGGCCUUCAAGAAGCCUUUCGCCUGGCAGUGUUCCUGUAUAUCGAUCAGGUCCUGAAGUUAAUGCCUCCGUUAAACAUCAAGGGUCUGGUGAUCAGACUGAUCGGCGCUCUCAAGUCAAUUUCUCCCUCUAGGCAUGCUGAGACAUCAACACGCUCUCACUUGAGUGUCUUGCUGUGGAUUAUCAUGAUCGGUCGACUCAACGCUUAUAAUGCCGAUGACGUACAAUAUCUCAUGGAGGAGUUGGUCGUUGUGUGUAGGUAUCUGAACUUCAAGGAAAGAAUUGAUCUUCAGAGGUAUCUGGACGAAGUUGGCCCUAUGCUGCAGCCUUUCAAGCAGCAAUGCGAAGAGAUUUUGACACAGAUGGAGAAGUUCAAUCAUGUUGUUCAGUUAUAGUGUCGGCUUGUUGAUACUGUGGUCCGG
This is a messenger RNA of Truncatella angustata, 1666 nucleotides long. RefSeq lists its product as uncharacterized. Lineage: Eukaryota; Fungi; Ascomycota; Sordariomycetes; Amphisphaeriales; Sporocadaceae. The transcript has 5 exons. The record is from RefSeq and is a predicted model, not a curated record. The coding region runs from base 77 to 1639 and encodes 520 amino acids.